Clunio marinus is the source of this 312-nucleotide messenger RNA. NCBI's taxonomy places the organism in Eukaryota, Metazoa, Arthropoda, Insecta, Diptera, Chironomidae. The record is from the annotation of a GenBank genome assembly.
AUGUUAACAGUUAAAAAGUUUGCUGCUUUGUUUAAUCUUUCGGUUGGUGGAUAUGUUGCUGGACUUGCCGACGAUGAAAGUAAAUCGAGUUUGAUAUCAAAUAUUCUCGCUUCGACAACUCCAUCAUCGGAUUUUGAAACUACAACCGAUGACGAUGAAAAUGAUGACGAUGAGCCGAUUCCGGGGAGUGAGAGAAGGGACGAAAUUAAUGACAGUAAGUUAAAGACUAAAAAUUUGUCGUCUAAAUACUAUGAAAGAAAAAGAAGUAGGAAAAGAAAACAGACGAUCGCAAGUGAAAAUGUUUAUUUUUAA